This is a messenger RNA of Linum tenue, 2164 nucleotides long. The record is from the annotation of a GenBank genome assembly. Lineage: Eukaryota; Viridiplantae; Streptophyta; Magnoliopsida; Malpighiales; Linaceae.
AAUGUUAUGGUCAAUGGUAGAAGCGAAGGAAAGACUUCAUCAAUUGUGAGGGGAGCAGAAAGAGAUGAGAAUUUGAACUUGUAUAGUGGUGGUAGUGAACAGCAACGCAAGGGUGAAGGAUCAUCAGAAAGAAGUGUGAUGGAGGCUGGUGAAGGAAGAGGGUUUUCUUCAGAUUUGUAUAGGAACACAAGUGAGGAGAUGUUCAUCAAGUCCUUGAUGGAAAGCUCGAUUGGGAUGCCUGCACCAACCAUGGAGAUGCUAGGGUUUAAGAAUCUCCACCACAAUUUUCGGACUGAUAGCGAGGAGCUCUUCAAGAGCUGGCUUACUACUGGUACUGGAGAGGCAAGCACUAAAAAAGAUCUCUACUUUAAUCAUGGUUAUGGAACACCAAGCAUUGCACAUCGAACGCGACAAUCAUCUAAGAGGAUGUCCACUGAAAUCUCAAAUUUGUCAGGUCAGCAACAAGGGCAGGCAUCUAUGCAAAAGAAAAGAAGUACUGAUGUGCUGUCGACACAACAUAAUCAUCCAACAGCAGACGAUGUCUCCAAUCGACAAUCGAACAAUAAAGGCGCUGUUGACAGAAACAUGCAGGCUAGUAACUUAUACAUGGCCAAGGCCUGGUUUCAAAGUUCUCAACCCAUGACUCGGAGCAGAUCCUCUGAACUAAGGAGGAGAUACGUUGCCAUGCAAACUACUGGAGAGAAUGAUGAAAGUGGAUUACCGAAACAAGAGUUUUCAAAUCCUAGUGGACUCGGCAGUGAUCUCCUCAUGCACGAUGUGACGAAUCAAUUUGGAACAUUCAAUACUCCACACACGGGAAAUAUGGAUAAUGUCUCUUCAGUGGUGAGCAUGUUGAAGGGCACCCUCGAACGCAAGAAGCAGCUGGGUAAUCAUGAAACUGCCGAAGAAGACAGCUCCAAUUCGAUCUAUCAUCACUGUCAUGGUCAAGAAGUUCUGAUGAUGAAUAGCUUCAAUCAGGGAAAUGGGGAUGGGAUGGAUAGCUUACAGGCGCUUGCAUCUGCAAUAGCAAAGAAUCCCAUGUCUGCUGGGCUUUUGGAGACGGUUCAGGAAGUUGUGGAUUUUGAGAUGGAAGGAUAUGCAAAUCAUCCUGUCAACCCAAUGCAGACGAACACGAUUUCUCGAGAGCCUUCUUCUCUGAGUGAAUCUUCAGCUGCUGCACCAGUUGUUUCAUCUGGGUUUGAUGCAUGCGAUGGUCCGAGCAACUCGAGUCAAAAUGUGACCACUUGUGAGAGCUCAAAGAAAGCAGUUGGGAAUGGUUCAGAGCAAGGUGGUAGAGCCAAAGAGUUCAGAGGAAGGAUAAUUGACAAUCUGAAGGAUGAUAAAAAGUGGACACAGGAGACCCAACCAAGAAGCGUAGGGUGGAGCGCUCUCGCAAGUAACUUUCCCUUCCGUAUUCGUCUCUCUGUUCUUUCAUUUAAACAGGGCUCUGAUACGGUGAAAUCUGUUAAUGGUAUUGGUAGGAUGGCCGAAGCAAAGGAGAGGAAUUUGACACCUGUGGUGCCCUCCGAUAUGCAGUCAGUGAUGAAAAGGUGUGAGAACCUUGAAAAGGAAGUAAGAUCACUCAAACUGAACUUGUCUUUCAUGAACAGGAAGGAUUCUGAGCAGACUAAGCAGAUCGAAGAGCUUCAGAAACGGAACGAGGAUUUGACAGACGAGAAAGAACGCCUGCUGGAGGAGAUUGAGAGAAUAAUGUCUGAAACCGGCAAGGUCUGAAGCGUUGUAUUUUAACUGCGUGGAUGAGGAAUGCUGGCAUUUGGUUCUUUCUGCAGCCAGCAGGCUAAACUUUAUUUGUUUGUGUUGGUAGAGAAGACUACAGGACAUAGCAACCGUAUCAUCCUCAUUCACUUGUCUUACACAUGCUCAAAUCAUCAGAAAAAUUCAUAGGACCGACCAUUUGUGACGAGAUUAGGGUGGUUGAUAAAUGUUCUUCAGCAGCUGUAUCUCUACAAAACUAGUUGCAGCUUCAAAUAUUUGUCAGAUUUAACACUUGAUAAAUUUCCAAGUGUUCGAUCUCGACUCGAUUCUUCCCGUUGCAGAGAGUUCGGUUGGGUGUAUCAAAUUGUACAAUCUCAAAUAUAUGGAAUAGGAAGUAUUUGAUACUGCGUUCUAGAGAAAUCGUGAGCUACAAGAUGUUUUCUACCAA